This is a messenger RNA of Rhinopithecus roxellana (golden snub-nosed monkey), 1641 nucleotides long. RefSeq names its product dixin-like. Gene Ontology annotation, molecular function: protein binding. Gene Ontology annotation, biological process: canonical Wnt signaling pathway. The record is from RefSeq and is a predicted model, not a curated record. Gene Ontology annotation, cellular component: cytosol. Lineage: Eukaryota; Metazoa; Chordata; Mammalia; Primates; Cercopithecidae. The transcript has 12 exons. Bases 1 to 1641 code for a protein of 546 amino acids.
AUGAAGCUUUCUGAGUUCCUACCUUCUGGAGACAACCGCGGUAGAUUUAGGAUGACGUCUGCUUAUACCAGAGUGGUUCACUCUGAGGUGCGCUUUGCCUGGUCUGCUUCAGGCAGUGCUCUGACUGCACAAUGGGAGCAGACCUUGGAGCAUCACAGAUCUCAUCUGGUCCCUGGUGAUGGGUGUCUGGCCCAUCAACAGCUGCAGGCCUAUGUGGCCUGGGUGAAUUCACAACUGAAGAAGAGGCCAGCAGUGAAGCCUGUGCAGGACCUGCGACAGGAUCUCCGGGAUGGGGUGAUCCUGGCAUAUCUCAUCGAGAUUGUUGCAGGAGAAAAGCUGAGUGGGGUACAGCUGAGUCCCAGUAACCAACAGGAGAUGAAGAAUAAUGUGGAGAAAGUGCUACAGUUUGUGGCCUCUAAAAAGAUUCGUAUGCACCAGACUUCGGCUAAAGAUAUUGUGGACGGAAACCUGAAGUCUAUCAUGAGGCUGGUCCUUGCCUUGGCAGCUCAUUUCAAACCUGGCUCUAGCAGGACGGUGAACCAAGGACGGGACUCCAGAGCCCCUUUACAAAAUCACCGACCACAUUGUGCCACUGCUGUUGCCCAGGGAGCAGCUGCUGCUCUGGCCGAUGUGUGUCAUGACAUGUCCCGAUCAGGACGGGAUGUCUUUCGAUACAGACAGAGGAACAGCAGCAUGGAUGAGGAAAUUGAGAAUCCAUACUGGAGCGUGCGGGCCCUAGUGCAGCAGUAUGAAGGGCAACAAAGGUCCCCGUCUGAGUCCAGCUGCUCCAGCCUGACUUCAGCCAGUCCAAUCCACAGUGCCAAGAGUGAGUCCAUUAUAACCCAGUCAGAAGAGAAGGCAGAUUUUGUGAUUAUUCCCUCUGAAGGAAUAGAGACCAGAACAGAGGAGACAGAGUCUCCAUUAUCUCGAGACUGGCGGCCAGGGAGCCCUGGAACCUAUCUGGAGACCUCAUGGGAAGAACAGCUGUUGGAACAACAAGAAUAUUUAGAAAAAGAAAUGGAAGAAGCAAAGAAAAUGAUAUCAGGACUACAGGCCUUAUUGCUCAACGGAUCCUUACCUGAAGAUGAACAGGAGAGGCCCUUGGCCUUCUGUGAACCAGUGGUCAAUCCCGAGGAACAACUGAUUAUAAUCCAAAGUCGUCUGGAUCAGAGUAUGGAGGAGAAUCAGGACUUAAAGUACACAAUGGAUCACUUAAGAAGCCCCAUCCUCUUCAGAGACAAGAAACACUUCCAUUACUACCCUUGGGGUGGGGACCUUUCGCCUCCCGUGAGGUGCCGGCUCUCCCAGGCUUUGCGGACUGCCCCCGUGGGGUGGGGAGAUUCGCCUCUGGUGCCGAGGGAAAACUGUGUUAGGCGAAGGUGGAAGUUCUGUCGGACCCGUGAGAGCACGUGGGUGCGCGCGGGCCGCGUAGUGAGCAGCAGCCAGGAUUCCGCUCCAGAUCGCGCCCCCGUCGCAUUUCAUUGCCUGGAACGGCCCACGCCUCGCGAUGGCCCCGCAGGCACCCGGCACAGCAUAGCGUGGCUGCGCGGCCCCCGCAGCGCACGGACCCCCACCCUGCCCGACCCCAGACCCGCAGGCGAGCCCGUCUGGUAUGCAAUGGAUGGAAAGGGUACCAACUAG